UAAUCCCUAACACGCAGCGCCUGUGACCCGGCCCUUUUCAUUAGGACACGUCAGCUGAAUGUUCGGAACAAAUUUUGUGUUACACAGAAGCAAGUUUCGUUCCGAGUUUGUACCGGUACGCUGCUAAAUUCUAAGAAAUGUACUUGUCAUAUUUGGGAAAGAAAGAAAUGUGUUUUAGAUUAAAAGUCUGACCACUAUAUCAUGCUUUUUUAUUGCAAAGAGUGUGGUAGAGCGUGAUGUCUGAGAAGAUAAAGUAAUGCCUCUUUCUAUCGGGACUGUUAAACAGUAUCGACAGAAGGAAGAAUAUUGGAAACAUAUAUAGCUUAAUGCUUAAGUGUUGAGAAGCAUGCCAGCAUCAGUCAUGCAUAAUAAACAAAGUCGCCAGAGAAGACAAAACCAUCAUUCCUAUGAAGUGAAACAAGAUUGCUAUAAUGGCAUUUCAGAACUGGAUAGUGAAGAAAGAGAAAUAUUGUUGCUUGAUGGUUACGAUACUGACUCUCCAUCUGUUUUGACUGUGCCUAAACUCCCUCAUGAAGAACUUAGAAGUAUAUUGCUGCUUUUGUUUCUUUACGUUUUACAAGGAAUUCCACUUGGUUUGGCAGGUAGCAUUCCUUUGAUUUUGCAGAGCAGAAAUGCGAGCUAUACAGACCAAGCUUUCUUCAGUUUUGUGUUCUGGCCAUUUAGUCUUAAGUUACUGUGGGCACCUUUAGUGGAUGCUGUAUAUAUCAAGGGAUUUGGACGUCGAAAAUCCUGGCUGGUGCCAACUCAGUACAUUUUGGGAUUUUUCAUGCUUUAUUUGUCAACUAAAGUGGAUUCCUUGUUGGGCUCCAACAACAAUGGUAGCCCAGAUAUUGUUUCCCUCACUGCAGCAUUUUUCAUGUUCGAAUUUUUGGCUGCAACUCAGGAUAUAGCAGUGGAUGGCUGGGCACUGACUAUGCUGUCAAGGGAAAAUGUUGGAUAUGCAUCAACCUGCAAUUCUGUUGGUCAGACUGCAGGAUACUUUCUGGGAAAUGUCCUCUUUCUGGCCCUUGAAUCCCCAGACUUCUGCAACAAGUAUCUAAGAUUCAAGCCACAGCCUACUGGACUUGUUACUCUUGCAGGUAAUUUUUGGCAGUCUGAUGCCUUUUGUAUUGUGUAAGUACAUUGGAUGAACUUUACCUAGAUAUACAAGCCAGCAUUCAUAUUUUAACAGUGUGAAGAGCUGAGCUGCAUUACAAACUGUAGUGAUUUGUGAAUGUUUGUUAGUAAAACGACUCUAGCAUAGUGGUGCAUAAAUACAUUUCCUUUAUUCUUUAAGUAGAUCACCUUUUCCUUAUUUUUUUACUGCAUAACAGAGGUCUCAAAGCGCAAGUGCACUUGGCUGCAUUUGGCAACUUGAAACACAGUUGUGUUUUUGAGUUACUAAUAGCCCCUAUAAAAGUAGAACACAACUGCCACUGUACUAAAAUGUUUGGUAUUGUGUAGUAAAUGUAAGGAAGUUAUCCCUGAUGGGUAGUAGACACUGGCUAUGAUGGCGUCUGUUGCUGCAUCACACUUCAUUGAAGUUAAAAACUGCUGUUGGCAAAUUCGGUUGAUUUGAGGUUCCUUGUUUCUCAGUGCAUGGACCUCUGAGGUAUGCAGUUUUGUUGUAAACUUUUGCAGGGCAAUAAAAAGAAUGAUAAAAUGAAAUGGUUUAGUUGUGUUAAUGUGAUGGGCCGUCUUGGCUAGGAACUCUGUUUUUCCAUUUGUAGAAUAAACGAAGGAAUUUAUAACUUUACCCAGAGUUUCCUUUUUAAGGAAUGACCCAGAAGCUCAGAGAAGCAGUGUUGCACAUUAUGCAGAUGGGAACUAUGAGAUUCACAGUCCAGUUUCCAGCUUUGGAGGCAGACUUCUUAAAUACUGUGCUGUGUAAUAAACUUUGUUACUUUAGACACUAAAAAUAUCAUAAACUAACACAUACCUACCUUGUUUUGCAAGAAAAUCUUUUAAUUGGCUAACCAGAUAGACUUGGUACCACAAGCUCUUUUUUUUUUUUUUUUUUCCUGGGCAAGCCAGGAGAACUCCAUGGCCAUUUGAUUUCCUGACAUACGUACAGUAACAAAAUGGAGACUGAAGGGAUUAAACCCAGGACUACAGAAUGAGCUGUUUUUCUGGUCAUAGUCUUAAUCCUGUGUGCUAAACUAUCAGACAUAUUCUUCAAGAUCCAUCACAGAUAUGCAUACAGUUUUGCAAGAGGAGUUGUUUAUUUUUAUUUUGUUUACAUCUGUUAAUGAGUUUGGUUAACUUGCCCAGGGUUUAUACUGAUCAAUGAAGCAAGAGUUAGGCAGUGAUAGUUGCAUACCUAGUUCAGAUGGGGGACAAUAAUUACAUAGGGAAAACCACUGAAAAAGUUUUGUUUCAAGGUGCCUUAGUUAUGGUUAUAUAGAUUGUGAAAACGACAAUGAAAUUAAUAGCUACAGUUAUGUUAUGUGCAUUUAAAUGUAAAUGUAAAACUUGCAGAUAUCCACCACUGUGGUUGCAAAUCUAGGUCUGUUAUCCAAGUCUGUUUUUUUUUUCUUUUUUCAGUUUAGAAUAUGUAUGAAUGUAU
This is a messenger RNA of Protopterus annectens (West African lungfish), 2566 nucleotides long. Its product is annotated as acetyl-coenzyme A transporter 1-like. The record is from RefSeq and is a predicted model, not a curated record. The transcript has 2 exons. Gene Ontology annotation, cellular component: membrane. Bases 347 to 1138 code for a protein of 263 amino acids. NCBI's taxonomy places the organism in Eukaryota, Metazoa, Chordata, Ceratodontiformes, Protopteridae. Gene Ontology annotation, molecular function: acetyl-CoA transmembrane transporter activity.